GCAACACCACAACUACAUCAUCCAAGAUGGCGGCGCCCGUGAUUGAAACAUGCCAUGUAGCUUGUUCUGCAAACAGGACACCAAAAGUGGUUUCUUGGAGUCGUGGAGGGACCAUUGCGUUUGGGACAUGUAACUCCGUGGCACUGUACGACCCCCAGGAGAGAAGAGUUGUGGAUUUGCUGAAUGGACACACAGGCAGAGUGAAUACGGUCCAGUGGGUUCACAGAGAGGACUGUGCUCCAGAGAGUCAUCUCGUCUCAGGAGGCUCAGACAAUCAGAUCAUCGUCUGGGAGGCACAAAAUGGGAAGUAUAUCCAGUCUGUGCCCUGUAAGGGCCAUACUGGUCCUGUUUGUGCUGUUAAUGCCAUCUACACCGGGGACUCAAAGAUCCUGGUGGCCUCCACAGCAUCCGACUCCACUGUCAGACUGUGGCUCUACAAUGAAACCAAAGAUGUUGAGUGCCUCCAUACCUUGUCAUUUGGCGGCCGUUUCAUGAUGGAUGUCUCUCUGGCGCUGUUGCCUGGCAGCAGAGUUCCCAUACUGGCCUGUGGGGGCGAUGACUCUCAGGUGCAUCUAUAUGUGGAGUCCAGUGGACAGCUCCAGAAAGUUAUGUCGCUGCAAGGACAUGAAGACUGGGUGCGAGGCGUGGCAUGGGUGUGCCAAGGUCGGGAGCUGUUAUUAGCCAGCUGUUCACAGGACUGUCUCAUCAGAGUGUGGAGGCUGUGCGCCAAGUCUGGGACAGACGCCCACGCAGAGGACGAUCACACCAUCAUCAAAAUGAAAGAGGACGUUUUUGAAGUGAAGGAGGGAGAUGUGCCCUCAGUGUUUGCUGUGUCUCUUGAGACGGUUUUGGCAGGUCAUGAGAACUGGGUUUACGGAGUCCACUGGCAGCCUCCUUUCUACAAAGGUGGUGAGCUGCAACAACCACUCAGUCUGCUCUCUGCCUCCAUGGACAAAACCAUGAUCCUGUGGGCUCCUGAGGAUGGAUCUGGAGUCUGGGUGGAGCAGGUGCGUGUUGGCGAGGUUGGUGGUAACACUCUGGGCUUCUACGGCUGCCAGUUGAGUCCGGAUGGCUCCAUGAUUGUGGCUCAUGCUUUUCAUGGAGCGCUGCAUCUCUGGUGCAAAGACCAGGACAACGAGGGAGAGUGGAGGCCCGGGGUUGUGAUCUCCGGUCACUUUAAUGCAGUCCAGGACCUGAGCUGGGAUCCUGAGGGCCAGUUCAUCCUGAGCGUGGGCUCGGAUCAGACAUCCAGACUCUUCACUCCGUGGAGGAAACACGAUUCAAAACAGGCAACCUGGCAUGAAAUCUCACGGCCUCAGAUCCACGGAUACGACAUGCAGUGUCUGGCGAUGGUGGGAAGGUUUCAGUUUGUGUCUGGAGCCGACGAGAAGGUGCUGCGAGUGUUUCAAGCACCUCGAAACUUUGUGGAGAACUUCGCUAACAUCUCGGGGACCUCCAGGGAAAAGUUGUUGACAUCGAGUGACUGUGCCAACAUACCAGAAGGAGCCAGCACACCUGCCUUGGGUCUGUCCAACAAGGCUGUAUUUCAAGGUGAUCUUGUCCCGAAAACCAACAAAGAAGGGGAGAAAUUCAGCAGCGUAUCAGAUCAGUACCAGGAGUCUUACUUCCACCCGCUCAUCAUGACUGAGCCCCCACCAGAGGAUCAUCUUCUCCAGAACACACUCUGGCCCGAGGUCCAGAAACUGUACGGCCACGGCUUUGAGAUGUUCUGUCUCGCUUCAGACAGCUGCAAGACGGUGGUGGCCUCUGCAUGCAAGGCAUCUAAAGCAGAGCAUGCCGCCAUUCUGCUGUGGAGUACAGCAACGUGGCGUCAGCUGCAGAUGCUGCCCUGCCACACCCUCACCGUCACACAGAUGGCGUUCUCCCCAGACGCACAGCUCCUAAUCGCCGUUUCCCGCGAUCGCACGUGGUCUUUAUGGAGACGGGACCUGCCCACACCUAAUAGUCCAGAGCUGCAGUUCUCGCUGCACACACACGCAGGGAAGGACUCGUCCAUACACACCCGAAUCAUCUGGUCAUGUGACUGGAGCGCAGACAGCAAAUUCUUUGUGACAUCGAGCCGGGACAAGAAGGUGAUAGUGUGGGGUCCGUGCAGACUGGAGGACUCUGGAGACUCUGCGCCUCCUCCUGAGAUUAAACCGAGUUCUUCCAUCCUGGAUGUGGGAGAUUCUGCUACAGCUGUGGCUUUCUGUCCUUUACUCUGCUCUGAUAACAGCUACCUGUUCGCAGUGGGUCUAGAGAGCGGCAGGAUCUUGUUGUACAGAUGGAGUCCUGCUCAGGAGCCUGCUGGUGGACAUGACUGGAGCAGAUGUGGAGAAACAGACGGAUCACAAAGCCACUCUCUGGCAGUAAAGAGGCUCCGCUGGAGGCCCCGUGCUGGCCGAGUAGGUCGAGAGAACAACAGGAAGGACGGACAGGCUGAGGGAGAGAGUGAAACCGAGGAGGAGAGCUCCUGGCUCCAACUAGCCAGUGCCAGCGCCGACCACUCUGUCAAAAUCUUCAACAUCAACCGACGGGCUCUUUAGCACCACCAACACUGACACUAUUAUGUCUCUCUGACACCGAGAGAUACUUGGACUGAGGGCCACAGGCCGCACUGUGCCACAGAGGCCACAGCUGCUCGCUGGCAAGCCAUCCCCUCCCUGUGACAGCCGGUUAAGUCGUGGGUCAGUCUAAGGCCAGACCCACAGCACUCGAGCCCUGCAGUCUGUGUGAGCGCAGCUGAACCGAUGUGAAGGGUGGAGGAAAGAUCCUGAAAACACCACGACCCCAGGGAGGGGCUCUGCUCAGACACUUCACAGUGUUUCAGUUUCUGAGAAGACAACACUGCUGGACUUCUCUACACAUCACACAUUCCCACUGGAUAUCCACGUAUCAUCGUAUCACUAUAAACACGGACAGAUGCUUGUUAGUAAUUAGUUUGUUAUCAUCACACAAUUCUCUCUGGUUGUUUGGGAAUGUCGAGAUGUUUUAUUUGUUUUUGUUUUAUUAAAAAUCAUUAAAUGUUUGUAUAUCCCAAA
Messenger RNA from Labrus mixtus (cuckoo wrasse), 3041 nucleotides. It is a transcript of the gene elp2, whose product is annotated as elongator acetyltransferase complex subunit 2. Lineage: Eukaryota; Metazoa; Chordata; Actinopteri; Labriformes; Labridae. Bases 27 to 2546 code for a protein of 839 amino acids. The transcript has 22 exons. Gene Ontology annotation, molecular function: protein binding. The record is from RefSeq and is a predicted model, not a curated record. Gene Ontology annotation, cellular component: elongator holoenzyme complex. Gene Ontology annotation, biological process: tRNA wobble uridine modification.